This is a messenger RNA of Papilio machaon (common yellow swallowtail), 1687 nucleotides long. Its product is annotated as fatty acyl-CoA reductase wat. Gene Ontology annotation, biological process: long-chain fatty-acyl-CoA metabolic process. Gene Ontology annotation, molecular function: alcohol-forming very long-chain fatty acyl-CoA reductase (NADP+) activity. The transcript is spliced from 9 exons. The record is from RefSeq and is a predicted model, not a curated record. Gene Ontology annotation, cellular component: peroxisome. NCBI's taxonomy places the organism in Eukaryota, Metazoa, Arthropoda, Insecta, Lepidoptera, Papilionidae. Bases 95 to 1672 code for a protein of 525 amino acids.
UGCAAUUAGCACAUUCAAUUGAUUACUUUUAGAGCUGUGUCUUCUUCAACUAGUCAUUAUCAAGCUGAUAUCGCUGCCAGACAAAUAACCAGUUAUGGAUCCAGCCUUAGCAUUUGAGCAAUCGAUAAUUUCUAGAAACCAAUUUUUGUUCGAAAAUGUACAUCGUGACAAAUCCACGAUACAACGGUUCUAUGGUGGUCGAGUUAUUUUUAUUACGGGAGGAUCUGGUUUUAUGGGCAAAUUGCUUAUAGAAAAAUUAUUCAGAACAUGUGAAAUCAAAAAAAUGUAUGUAAUGGUGCGACCAAAGAAACAAUCAAUGCCAUGUGAAAGACUUGCAAAGACAGUCGAAGAUCCUGUGUUCGACGGUUUGAAAAAAAUGCAACCGAAUUUCAUUCAUAAAAUAGAAGCAAUAGAAGGGGAUAUUGCUGAUAUACGUUUAGGUAUUAGCGAGAACAACUGGAAUAGAUUGAUCGAAGAAGUAGAUCUAAUAUUCCAUAUGGCAGCCGUAGUCAAAUUUGAUGCACCGUUGAAGUCGACUGUACUGUCGAAUGUACGUGGGACACGGGAAGCGAUUCGUUUGGGAAAAUGUUGCAAAUUGCUACGUAGUUUUGUAUAUGUUUCGACAGCUUAUAGUCACGCAACUCGAAGUCGUAUUGGAACUGAGAUAUCGGAAGAUUUUCACCAGAGUCCAGCCUCUCCUGAUGCACUUAUUCAACUUGUUGAAACUCUCGACGAAGACAAGCUCAAAGAAGUGACACCCGCUUUAAUCAAGGAUUGGCCUAAUACUUACUCAUUUUCAAAAGCUGUCGCUGAAGAAAUGAUACGUAUUACGGCUGGAGACUUGCCGAUUUGCGUCGUAAAACCAGCUAUUGUUAUUCCUACUAACCGUGAGCCAGUCCCAGGCUGGAUUGACAUGAAUUGUGUCUUUGGUCCAAGUGGACUACUUAUUGGAAUGGGGUUAGGUCUACUGCACGUAUUCUUCGCGGAUGUUAACAUUAGAGUUAAUAUUGUGCCGGGUGACAUUGCCACCAAUGCGGUAAUCGCAACGGGAUGGGAGACGGCAAGGCGGUUUUCUGCCGGCGACAAGGAGAUCAAAGUGUACGCGGUCAGCAACGUAAGAAAUCCGGUAAAAUGGGGUACAAUUGGAGACUUUUUCCGCGGCGAAGCUAAAAAAUUUAUGUCUCCAUUAGUCACUUACUAUCCGUGGGGCGUCGAGACUAAGUCGAAAUUCAUGUUCUUUAUUUAUUCCUGGCUCUUCCACUUCAUACCGGCUUAUGUUAUUGACUUCAUUUGUAUGUUGAUUGGAAAACCAAGAAGAUUCGUAAAGCUCUAUGAAAAAGUUUACAAAAUGUCAGCAGUCUUCAGUUAUUUUAACUGCAAUGAAUGGACGUUUAAUGAUAAUAACCUACGGGAUUUACAUUUAGCAAUGAAUGAAGAUGAUAAAGAGAUUUUCAAUAUUGAUUUAUCUGAUAUCGAUUGGUUUGAUCAAAUGAACAUUUGGAUAAUUGGCCUUCGUAAAUAUAUUGUCAAGGACGGUCUCACUGGAACAGACUACGCCUUAAAGAAAUAUUUCUUACUGAGAUUGGGCCACUACAUUUUGACAAUUCUUUGUCUAUACUCUUUAUGGAAAACUUCGGCUUAUGUAUUUUAUUCCUUGAGUUCAUUUUUUUAGAACUAAAUUUUUAUU